This is a messenger RNA of Neurospora tetrasperma FGSC 2508, 599 nucleotides long. RefSeq lists its product as uncharacterized. NCBI's taxonomy places the organism in Eukaryota, Fungi, Ascomycota, Sordariomycetes, Sordariales, Sordariaceae. The transcript is spliced from 2 exons. The coding region runs from base 335 to 589 and encodes 84 amino acids. The record is from RefSeq and is a predicted model, not a curated record.
UUCCAGAUUCUCCUCCUUCUUUUUCGAACCCGGUGUUCGCUUUUUUUCUUGAAACCUAGUUUUGCUUGCAGUUUGCUAGUUUUGGCAUAGCAUUCUUACAACCACCCCUUUUCUGGUAGUUCAUUGUUCGCAAGCAGAAAGAGACGGGAAGAGGUCCCCUCAGCCAAAGAUAGGUGAAGCUGUGCUUCGGAUCUUCUGCUGCCUUCGCCUUCACUUCUAACCGCUUUACCUUUUGUCGCUGGUUCGACAUCUUUACCCCGACGGCUCUUUCUUUCGGCAUUUCUCCAAACAGCUUAGCGUCAUCUCCAAAGCCCAGAAAAUAAAACAAGCAAAAAUGAAGGCUUCCAUUGUCCUUGUCUCCUUCCUCGGCCUGGUCUCCGGCAUGGUACUCCCCGGUCACCGUCUCAGUCCCAGCGGUGCUAAACUGCAGCCGCGGUCCCUCUUUAAGCGUGAGGCCAAUCUGGACUACCGCUACGCCCCAGAGCCAUGCCGUGCCAUUCUCACCACAUGCCGAGUCACGUCAGACUGCUGCUCAGGCAUGAAGUGCGUGAGCGCUGAUGGCGAGUCGGUUUGCACUCCCAGCGAUUAAAUCAGUUGAA